UUGAAUUGUAAAGAAGUUUUUAAAGGAUUCACCAUGCUGAAAGCCCUCUUGAUUUUCUUUGGCCUCCUGGCUUUGACUUCCGCCGCAUCCGUGGGUACUGCCAGUAAUGUCACCGAAGUUUGCCAGUCGGAGGAUGAGUUGUGGGGCGGCGAGGACAUACGUAAGUUCUACUUCUGCCUGAAUGACAAGGUGAUCGCCGAUGAAUGCGACUCAGGCUACUAUUUCGUGAACAAUGCCACCAUCUGUGGAUGUCUACCUGCCGCCCAGAUGAACCCCAGCUGCGUGAACCUGGACGCCGCAAAGCCAGACUGCACCGGAAUCAGCAAGACGCAGCCCCAGCCCUCCGCUGAUGUGGCUAGCUUCUAUCUGUGCGCCAACGACACAGCCACGGAGUUGGCGUGUCCCGAUGGCAAGGCCUUUGUCAAUCAGGAUGGGUAUCUCGGAUGCUUCGUGUGGACCCAGUGGCGCUCAUUGCGCAACUGCACCGACGGUUGAUGAUAUCUCCGACGUUUUAAUUAUAGUUCUUCCAGCGCUAGCUCUAUCCACUUGUCGCGAUUAAAAGUGUCCGAAUUGAAAUGUUA
Molecule: messenger RNA, 581 nt
Organism: Drosophila eugracilis
Lineage: Eukaryota; Metazoa; Arthropoda; Insecta; Diptera; Drosophilidae
Exons: 2
Coding region: 34-495 (153 amino acids)
Cellular component (GO): extracellular region
Molecular function (GO): chitin binding
Source: RefSeq, a predicted model, not a curated record